Malassezia restricta is the source of this 1188-nucleotide messenger RNA. RefSeq names its product DASH complex subunit ASK1. The record is from RefSeq and is a predicted model, not a curated record. Gene Ontology annotation, biological process: attachment of spindle microtubules to kinetochore. The coding region runs from base 1 to 1188 and encodes 395 amino acids. NCBI's taxonomy places the organism in Eukaryota, Fungi, Basidiomycota, Malasseziomycetes, Malasseziales, Malasseziaceae. Gene Ontology annotation, cellular component: mitotic spindle; DASH complex; mitotic spindle pole body. The transcript has a single exon.
AUGGCCCAUACGCCAGCCGAUGCGAUGGCGGCGGGCGAGCAGCUCAUGCAGCUGGACCAGGCCAUCACAUUGACACUGCAGGAAAUUGACGAGAACUUUUCGCAAGCACACCAGAUUGUGACGUCGCGUAUUUUGCCUUCGAUCCGGGAGUACGAAUCAUCGUGCUCUCAAACGUGGCAGAGCGCGCGCUUUUGGAAGCAGUUCUUUGAGGCAUCUGCGCAGGUGUCGCUAUCGCAGCAACCUCUGGAAGAGUUCGAAGAUACCUUUGGUGAGCAGAGCGAGCAGCCAAGUGCUCGCGAUGACAGCACGCAUGCGACGCAUGACAGCGAUCCCAUGGCGUCGCCGCCACGGCUCAGUACGAGUGUGUAUGCCCAGGCGCACCUCGAAACGCCGUUUGAGCGAUUGAAGCGCGAUGUUGAGGCCAGUCGGAUGGAAGACAUGUCGCGCGAGGCGAGUCGCAAGAUGGCGGAUAUGUCGAUCGCUACGGAUCCGUCGCUCGUCGUGUCUGAUAUUCCCAAAUCGUCGAGUCCUGCCAAGGGCCGACGUCGAUCCUCGGCGCGUCCGCGUGUGAGUGUGGCAUCUGGCGCGCCCAAUCCAUUUGAGAAGACGUGGAAUGGCAUUGCCGAUUUGCGCACGACGCCGCUACGUCCGGCGCCGCGAGACGAUAGUGACGACAUGUCGUUGGCCAUGCCGGAAGGCAUGUCGCCCCCUGUCACGAUGCAGUUCAGUAUGCCACAGAGCAAGUACCUCAAGACACCCGCUAAGGAAGCGGCGCGGCGCGUCGUGAACGAUUUGCUGAAAUCCGUGGGCGGCGAUGACGGUGAUAUGAGUUUGGGCGACGUGUCGCCGUCUGCGCGGCGCAAGAGUGUCGUGGGUACGCCUCUCGUCAAGGACACGACGCGUCGUCGCGACUCGCUACCGACGCCGCCAACCAUUACGAAAGUGUAUAAUCGCACCUCGGCCGCCUCUGAUGACGAGGACGACAGUGAUGAGAGUGAGGACGAUGCUUCUCAUGCGAUUCUUCCCUCGCAGACACCGGCCACGACAAGUCGUUCCAUCGAGGAUGAUACGCUAUUUGGACUAGGGCCUCGCCGCAUGCCGGACAGUGUCGAUCAGUCGGCGUCACGAGCGCUGUCCAGUGCCGUGCGGCGAUCGAGUGAUGAGCGGCGAUUGUUGGGGGAAGAUUAG